Centruroides sculpturatus (bark scorpion) is the source of this 5058-nucleotide messenger RNA. RefSeq lists its product as uncharacterized. NCBI's taxonomy places the organism in Eukaryota, Metazoa, Arthropoda, Arachnida, Scorpiones, Buthidae. Gene Ontology annotation, molecular function: nucleic acid binding; aspartic-type endopeptidase activity. Gene Ontology annotation, biological process: proteolysis; DNA integration. The record is from RefSeq and is a predicted model, not a curated record.
AUGCGAGAGUUAGCCACAAAUAGAAUUUCAGACGACGUGCUAAAGACACUUUGGCUCCAGCGCUUGCCAACAGCCGCUCAACAAAUACUAGCGGUAAGUGGCGAAGAUCUAACAAAAGUUGCCGAAUUGGCCGAUAAAAUUUGCGAAGUCACCGCACCAAUGGGCCAGAUUCAGGCCGUGUCACCGCCGCCGGCCGAGAACCACGCAUCGCAGCCGCCGUUUUUCGUCUCCCCAUCGAAACAGAAGCACAUCAGAGGGAAGGCAAGUCUGCUGGUACCACCGGAAGUUCGGAGACAAAGCAAACAAGUGCACGUCCCCCUGCCAAUUCCAGUCGGGAAACUGAUCGGGCCGUCGCUCGACGACACGGGCGACAGCCAGUCUAGGGGACAUAGGCUCUUCUUGCAUGACAAGGCCACGUCGACGCGUUUUCUGAUAGAUACAGGAGCGGACAUUUCUGUAGUCCCCCCAACUCCGGCCGAAGCAAGAAGAGAGCCAGACAGACUGCAACUCUUUGCAGCAAACGGCUCAAAGAUCAAAACGUACGGACGGAGACUAUUAUCAUUGGAAUUGGGUCUGCGCCGGUCGUUUCAAUGGCCGUUCGUAAUAGCUGCAGUAUCCAACCCAAUAAUUGGAGCGGAUUUCUUAAGGAACUUUGGCCUUAUUGUCGAUAUUCGACACAAAAGGCUUAUAGAUAACCAAACUAAACUUGCGAGCGCUGGAAAAGCCGUGACGGUGGCAACACCGACACUAUCGCUCGUCGGAGACAACUCCUCCUUCCAUCGUCUGCUCGCAGAGUUUCCUGAGCUGGUCACACCAUCUACACCAGCCGAACCGCCCAAACAUAGUGUAGUCCACUUCAUUCAAACCCGGGGACCGCCAGUCGCAGGAAAGCCUCGCAGACUUCCGCCCGAAAAGCUCAACGCAGCAAGGAAGGAGUUCGAAUAUAUGAUGGCCCAAGGGAUUUGCCGACCAUCCAGCAGCCAGUGGGCUAGCCCGUUGCACCUAGUGCGAAAAAGCAACGGUGACUGGAGGCCCUGUGGUGACUAUAGGAGGUUAAAUGCAGUAACAGUUCCCGACCGCUACCCCAUACCCCAUAUACAAGACUGUGUGCAGCUGUUACGCGGCAAGUCCAUUUUCUCGACGCUCGACCUAGCGAGGGCUUACCACUAAAUCCCAGUGAACCCGGAAGAUGUCCCCAAAACGGCAGUGACCACCCCUUUCGGGUUGUUCGAGUUCCUAUACAUGAGCUUCGGCUUAUGCAACGCUGCACAGACGUUCCAACGGUUUAUUCACCAAGUCCUACGCGGGCUGGACUUUUGUGUGCCCUACUUCGACGACGUAUUAGUGGCGUCGACCAGCGAAGCGGAACAUUGGGAGCAUCUCAAGACCGUCUUGGAACGCUUCAAAGAAUACGGAGUACGGAUCAACCCAUCCAAAUGCAUCCUUGGUCAGUCUGAGGUAAGAUUUUUAGGCUAUCGCGUAACUCCCGCAGGCGUCGGUCCCUUGCAAGAUAGGGUUGCAGCAAUAGGCCAGAUACCCCAACCAAAAACAGUACGUGAAUUGCAUAGGUUCCUGGCAAUGCUGAAUUUUUACUGGCGUUUCAUUCCCCAUGCGGCAGAAUCCCAGGCGCCCCUCUGCGAAUUCCUAAAGGGGGCAGCAAAGAAUGAUAACCGUGCAAUUAAUUGGGACGAAGACUCAAAAAAAGCAUUCCAAGAGUGCAAAGAUAAAUUAGCGCGAGCAGCAACACUAGUAUAUCCCGAUUCCAUGGCGCCGACAGCACUGAUUGUUGACGCUUCUGACAUCGCCGUAGGGGCGGUCUUGCAGCAAAAGCAGGACGAGUGGAAGCCUCUAGCCUUUUUUUCCUGCAAGCUAGAACCAGCGGAGCGCAAGUAUAGUGCAUACGAUAGGGAACUACUUGCGGCUUAUAUGGCAGUCCGGCACUUUAGGCAUAUGCUAGAGGGCCGUGCAUUUACAAUACACACGGACCACAAAUCCUUGACCUAUGCCUUUCUGCAGAAAUCAGACAAGUGCUCACCCCGGCAGGUUAGGCAACUAGAUUUUAUCGCCCAGUUUACAACAGAUAUUCGACAUAUCAAGGGCAAAGAAAAUAUUGUAGCCGACACGCUGUCGCGUGUAGAAACAAUCACAAAUCUGCCGAUUAACUAUCUGGAAAUGGCUAGAGCCCAGGAGACAGACGACCAGCUGCAGGCGCUACUUAACAACCCCAACUCGACCGGGUUAGUGCUGAAGCUGCUGCCGAUAGAUGAUUCGGCAGCCCAGCUGUAUUGCGACGUGUCAGGAAACAAGGUCAGGCCGUUUGUUCCCAAGGAGUUUAGACGACAGGUCUUCGACUCUGUUCAUGGUCUGGCACAUCCUAGUAUCCACGCAACAGUGAAAUUAGUAAGCGAGCGAUACUGCUGGAAGAAGGAGUUCGAAUAUAUGAUGGCCCAAGGGAUUUGCCGACCAUCCAGCAGCCAGUGGGCUAGCCCGUUGCACCUAGUGCGAAAAAGCAACGGCGACUGGAGGCCCUGUGGCGACUAUAGGAGGUUAAACGCAAUAACAGUUCCCGACCGCUACCCCAUACCCCACAUACAAGACUGUGUGCAGCUGUUACGCGGCAAGUCCGUUUUCUCGACGCUCGAUCUAGCGAGGGCGUACCACCAAAUCCCAGUGAACCCGGAAGACGUCCCCAAAAUGGCAGUGACCACCCCUUUCGGGUUGUUCGAGUUCCUAUACAUGGGCUUCGGCUUAUGCAACGCUGCACAGACGUUCCAACGGUUUAUUCACCAAGUCUUACGCGGGCUGGACUUUUGUGUGCCCUACUUCGACGACGUAUUAGUGGCGUCGACCAGCGAAGCGGAACAUUGGGAGCAUCUCAAGACCGUCUUGGAACGCUUCAAAGAAUACGGAGUACGGAUCAACCCGUCCAAAUGCAUCCUUGGUCAAUCUGAGGUAAGAUUUUUAGGUUAUCGCGUAACUCCCGCAGGCAUCGGUCCCUUGCAAGAUAGGGUUGCAGCAAUAGGCCAGAUACCCCAACCAAAAACAGUACGUGAAUUGCGUAGGUUCCUGGCAAUGCUGAAUUUUUACCGGCGUUUUAUUCCCCAUGCGGCAAAAUCCCAGGCGCCCCUCUGCGAAUUCCUAAAAGGGACAGCAAAGAACGAUAACCGUGCAAUUAAUUGGGACGAGGACUCAAAAAAAGCAUUCCAAGAGUGCAAAGAUAAAUUAGCGCGAGCAGCAACGCUAGUAUAUCCCGAUUCCACGGCGCCGACAGCACUGAUUGUUGACGCUUCUGACAUCGCCGUAGGGGCGGUCUUGCAGCAAAAGCAGGACGAGUGGAAGCCUCUAGCCUUUUUUUCCCGCAAGCUAACACCAGCGGAGCGUAAGUAUAGUGCGUACGAUAGGGAACUACUCGCGGCUUAUAUGGCAGUCCGGCACUUUAGGCACAUGCUAGAGGGCCGUGCAUUUACAAUACACAUGGACCACAAACCCUUGACCUAUGCCUUUCUGCAGAAAUCGGACAAGUGUUCACCCCGGCAGGUUAGGCAACUAGAUUUUAUCGCCCAGUUUACAACAGAUAUUCGACAUAUCAAGGGCAAAGAAAAUAUUGUAGCCGACACGCUGUCGCGUGUAGAAGCAAUCACAAAUCUGCUGAUUAACUAUCUGGAAAUGGCUAGAGCCCAGGAGACAGACGACCAGCUGCAGGCGCUACUUAACAACCCCAACUCGACCGGGUUAGUGCUGAAGCUGCUGCUAAUAGAUGAUUCGGCAGCCCAGCUGUAUUGCGACAUGUCAGGAAACAAGGUCAGGCCGUUUGUUCCCAAGGAGUUUAGACGACAGGUCUUCGACUCUGUUCAUGGUCUGGCACAUCCUAGUAUCCGCGCAACAGCGAAAUUAGUAAGCGAGCGAUACUGCUGGAAGUCCAUGAGAUCAGAUGUAACCAAGUGGACGCGCGCUUGCCUCCAGUGCCAACGCUCCAAGGUGCACAGGCAUACUCGCUCAAAACCAGGCACCUUUCUCAUUCCCAGUUCCCGUUUCGAGCACGUGCAUAUAGAUAUAGUGGGUCCGCUUCCCCCGUCGCAAGGCUUUAGAUACAUCGUUACAUGUAUCGAUAGGUACUCCAGGUGGCCGGAGUGCAUUCCGGUCGCCGAUAUCUCGGCGGAAUCGAUUGCAAAAGUUUUUUACGCAAAUUGGAUAUGCCGCUUUGGCGUUCCGCUCAGAUUGACCUCGGACCAAGGACGUCAAUUUGAGUCCGACCUUUUCCACGCUUUAUCGACAACCCUGGGCAUCAAACAGAUCCGCACAACCCCAUACCAUCCAGCAGCGAAUAAUGGUGAUGGAAUGGUGGAACGGCUCCAUCGCACACUUAAGGCAACCCUACGUUGCCAUGGAGGAGACAAUCGGGCAAAUGUACUCCCAACGGUCCUCCUUGGCCUUCGAACAGCAUUCAAAGAAGACAUACAGGCCGCCACUGCCGAAAUGGUUUACGGUGAAAACCUUAGGUUGCCGGGCGAAUUUUUUACUCCAAGCAGGUACAACCCCGACCCAGCAAACUUCGUCGGGCGUCUUAAAAGCACCAUGGAAAAGUUACGCCCAACACCCACCAGGCAACCAAACAGGACAACUUGUUUCGUACACGAAGAACUGAACUCGUGCCAACAGGUAUUUGUGCGUGACGACACGGUAAGGAACUCGUUACAACCAGUCUAUUUGGGUCCUUUUCGUGUUAUAUCAAGAGAUGACAAGGUUUUCACCAUCGAACAGGGCAGCCGAAAGAUAGCUAUAAACAUAGACCGGUUAAAACCGGCAUUCAUCGAGGCAAACACAGAUACGAAGGCCGGGGGGCCGCACCUAACUUCCGAACAGCCGAAGACAGCCGCUAAGACGACAACAGGAGCGACGACGCCGGACGACAGACGAACGCCGGUCGCAACCAGAUCCGGUCGACGGGUCCGAUUCAACCCGCGAUAUUUACGACGGGUUAACUGUAACGAUAUUUGUAAAUAUAUAACGGUAAACUUCUCGUUGUCACUGGUGGGGGAGUGUGUGGCGGCCGCAUAA